AUGUCGUCGCUAUCUGAAACUUCCAAAACUACUAAAGAACAACAAAGAGAACUUGCCCUCAAAAGACAUUGUGAAAUAUCAUCCAAUGUUGACCCUGAAGAAUUGCAGCAAUUGCUUGCCUCAGAAGUACCAACUAUCUUAAUUGAGCCUAUAAUUAUUACUACUAAUAUUGAACUAGCUAAUAACCAAACUACUCCAAGCUGA
Racocetra fulgida is the source of this 204-nucleotide messenger RNA. Lineage: Eukaryota; Fungi; Glomeromycota; Glomeromycetes; Diversisporales; Gigasporaceae. The record is from the annotation of a GenBank genome assembly.